UUUUCAGUUAUGAAGGUCAAAUUCUUUGCUGAAAUCCUCUCAGAGUUCUCGGGAUUCCAUCAUACUCCGGAUUUCAAAGCUUCACGUUCUACUGGUGACUUCUCAAAGUUUUCGACAGCUAAGAACUAUAGAAGACCAUCUACAGAGUCUACCACAAGCAAUCACUCAAUUCAUAUUCCUGUUGGAGUGGAUGAUGUCCCAGUUCUCCCAACCUCCACCAUGCAAACUCCACAUUUCACCAAAAACCUCCACUCUUCACCAUCAAUCUCCAGAAUGGCAAGCUUGAGCCGUGUUCAAGAAAAAUUGCAGAGAAAACUCAAAAAGGCAUCCAGUUUGGAAGAUUUGGAGCACCUGAUCCCACAGAACACACGGAAAAACUCACUUUCCUACAGAGUUUUGGUCUAAAUUUGUCUCUGUUUAUAAUUUUUUAUUAUCUUCUCUACGAGAAGAAUCCGUCUAUAUUGUACAUUUUGAUCUCCUCUACCUGGUUUCAGUCGGGUAGGAAAUUUGCUAAUUUUGAUCAGAAAAUAAAUAUUCUGAAUUCA
This is a messenger RNA of Caenorhabditis elegans, 545 nucleotides long. RefSeq names its product CDT1-like protein a, chloroplastic (gene xxxp-1). NCBI's taxonomy places the organism in Eukaryota, Metazoa, Nematoda, Chromadorea, Rhabditida, Rhabditidae. The coding region runs from base 10 to 405 and encodes 131 amino acids. The transcript has 2 exons. The record is from RefSeq and is marked reviewed.